GAGACGGGGUUUCUCUAUGUAGUGCUGGCUGUCUUGGAAUUCACUAUGUAGACCAGAGACUAAAUCUGCCUGCCUCUGCAUCCUGAGCGCUGGGAUUAAAGAGCAUGCGCUGGUCCAUGGGCACCAGGCCAGUUCUUCAUGUGACGUGCCAGCCUCCAACCCCAGAGCCAUGGGGGAGAUGAGGUAGCCCUCGGGUUGAUUUGGGGAAGCCCAGGUCAAUGGAUACGAAGUACAAGGAUGACUUAUUCCGGAAGUACGUGCAGUUCCAUGAGGGCAAAGUGGACACCACCCCCGGCAAGCAGCAGCCUGGCAGUGAUGAGUCCCUGCGCGUGGCAGCCGCCACCCUGCUCAGCCUGCACAAGGUGGACCCUCUGUACCGAUUUCGGCUGAUCCAGUUUUACGAGGUGGUGGAGAGCUCCCUCCGCUCACUGAGGAGCUCCAGCCUGAGUGCUCUGCACUGCGCCUUCAGCUUGCUGGAGACGGUGGCCAUCAACCUCUUCCUGUUCCCCUGGAAGAAGGAGUUCCGCAGCAUCAAGACCUACACGGGCCCUUUUGUUUACUAUGUCAAGUCCACAUUGCUGGAGAAGGACAUCCGAGCCAUUCUAAGGUUCAUGGGCUACGAGCCUGAGCUGGGGACUGCGUACAAACUCACAGAGCUUGUGGAGUCCCUCCAGGUGAAGAUGGUCUCCUUUGAGCUCUUCCUGGCCAAGGUCGAGUGCGAGCAGAUGCUGGGGAUCCACUCGCAGGUGAAGGACAAGGGCUACUCGGAGCUGGACGUGGUGACUGAGCGCAAGAGCAGCACGGAGGAUGCGCGUGGGUGCUCGGAUGCCCUGCGGAGGCGGGCAGAGAGUCGGGAGCACCUGACCACGUCCAUGGCUCGUGUGGCACUCCAGAAGUCAGCCAGCGAGCGAGCAGCCAAGGACUACUAUAAGCCCCGAGUGACCAAACCCUCCAGGUCGGUGGAUGCCUAUGACAGCCACUGGGAGAGCAGGAAGCCCCCAUCAAAGGCCUCACUGAGUCUGCGCAAGGAGCCCUUGGCCAUGGAUGUAGGGGAAGACUUGAAGGAUGAGAUCAUCCGCCCAUCUCCCUCAUUGCUGACCAUGUCUAGCUCCCCCCACGGUAGCCCUGAUGACCUUCCCUCCAUCUCUCCCAUCAACGGCCUCGGCCUUCUUCGUAGUACGUACUUUUCCACUCAGGAUGACGUGGACCUGUAUACCGAUUCAGAACCCAGGGCCACCUACCGGAGGCAGGAUGCUUUGCGGCCGGAUGUAUGGUUGGUCAAAAAUGAUGCCCACUCCAUCUACCACAAGCGUUCACCCCCCACCAAAGAGUCUGCCCUCUCCAAGUGCCAAAACUGCGGCCUGUCCUGCAGCUCCCCCCUCUGCCAGCGCUGUGACAGUGUACUGGUCUGUCCUUCAGCCUCCAAGCCCAGCGCUUUUCCCAGCAAGGCCUCUGCACACGACAGCUUGGCCCAUGGGGCACCUAUACGGGAGAAGUAUGUGGGCCAGACUCAGGGCCCUGACCGGUUGGCACCUGUCCACUCAAAGCCCAAGCCCUCCACCACAGCCACCUCUCGCUGUGGCUUCUGUAACCGUGUAGGUGCCACCAACACGUGCACCCAGUGUUCAAAAGUUUCCUGUGACGCCUGCCUCAGCGCCUACCACUACGACCCGUGCUGCCGAAAGAGUGAGCUGCACAGGUUCACACCCAACAAUCAGCUGAAUUACAAAUCCGCCCAGUUCUCCCAUCUCGUGUACAGAUAGGCCCCGUCCCCCAUCUUCCGCUACAAGGGCUACACACCACUGACCUGGCUUGGUCCCAUCAAGAGGUAGCAGAGCUGCGCCAGAAGGAAGCAGAGACUUGAGCUUGAGCACAGAUGCCCCAGGGUUACUGCUGUCACAUGGUUCGCUUAGUGCGUCCCGUGCCACUGUGUGGUCUGAAGGACAGGAUGGCACUGUGCUGGCCUCUCCGCUCCCUGCUCAGCUGGUUUGGGUUUGGGUUCUGGUUCCCUUGAAAUAAGGUCUCUGUGUCUGGGACUCUUGCCACACCUGCCCCACCUACUGCAAAGCCAGCUUGGACUGGGAAGGAGCCUUUGGGGUCACCUUCAAGUCCCCAUCAGGAGUGGCGAGCUAGAGGCCUGCUGCCUUGUGAAAUGAGCCCUCCUGCCGCACCGGGCCUCUCUGGCGGCUUGCCUCUUUCCUGCUACCUUGACACAAGGAUCCCUAGGCAGAUGUCCCCACCCCGUCUCCCACGUGACUGGUAUUAAUGGGGAGCCAUGUCCAGUAUUAGUUGAAUGCCAUCUUGCCAGCUCCACUCAAUCAGCCCACAGUGUUGCCAAGCUCUGCUUGGCAGUUGGAAAGUGGACUCCACCACAGGACGCACGUCCCUCCUGUUUGCAUAACCCCCUCUCCUGUAUUGUACAUACAGAAUUUGAGGUUUAUUUUUUAAUGAAUGUUAACUUGCUGUGUGUUUCAACAUGGUGAAAGAAAUUAAUGAUAUGGUAUUUAUAAAGGUGCCCUGGGUUCUUUAGUCUUCCAAGGGGGGCCGUAUGCCCUUUCCCGGUGUUUCUUCCACUGCUAGGGUGGAGCUGGGAGCCUCGGGAUAAGGAACUGAUAAUGCUCAUGUUCCUUCCCACGGUGGUAGAGAGCUACUGUCUUCCCUACAGUAAAUAUUAUACACCUACCUCCAGUGUGCACACGGGGGUUGGCAUGGUGCCAGGGUCUGCAAUGACCUCAGUGACAAGAUGGGGACCUCAACCCCCACAUCUAUAGCUCUGUCUGGUUUUGGUGCCUGCUGAGCAUGAAUCUUGCACCGUAAACUUUGAAUCUCAGAAGGAAGUUCAGGUGGUGGGGUUCCCUCCACCCCAUCUAGCCUUCCUCACUGGUUCCCAGGGCUGUCAGCUCGGCGAGCACGGCUCUCAGUCUUUUUGCACUAGGGUGGGCAGAGGUGGUGUGGGCUGAUUAGAUGCCUCUCCAGUACUCAGCCAGUAUCCAUACUUCCUGGUAUAAAUCCCCUCUGGAUUUUCCUUUUGUGGAGAGUAGCAGGGCAGGAAUCUGAAGCUGUCACUUUCUUGUGAAGUGUUAACACACUUUAGCCAUAGGUAGUUGUGAUGUCCAGUGUUUGGGAUCUAUGUGCAAGCAGAGUUUUCCCAAAGCAGGCAUUCAGCUCUGGAGCAGGCUUGACUCUGGCCAAACCCUGAGCCACUGUGAAUUUGCUGGUGGUCUUCAGACUUACUGGAGUGAUUUUAAGGUUUCCAAAUCUUAUAUGACUCUUUUCUAUCUGGCUGACAGACCACAUGUAGAUAGGUGUACAUACAGCUGUAUUCGGGCGAUUUUAUCCCUGACUGGCCUUCCGGGGCAGACUCUUCGAUGUUCCACACCUCAGAGCUGGUGAUGCCGGGCCCUUAUGAGAGCUCCAGCAUCGCAGGGACUCUCUUAAGAUGGAGGACAGGCCGCCUGAGGAAGUCCAGUGUGCUUCCCACCAGGAAAUACAGUGUACAGACUGGCAAGGCCUCUCCCCUCCCAGGUGUGUCUUACUAUAGGAGAUCGCUGUGAUCCAGAUAGUUGAGUAGAUGCUAAUUUAAAAAUGCACAUAUUUUGCAUUUAAUUUCUACAGAGUUGAAAUGUUGAGAGAUUUAAAAAAAAAACAAAACAAUAAAGUGUCUUCCAUUGUUAA
Molecule: messenger RNA, 3675 nt
Organism: Apodemus sylvaticus (European woodmouse)
Lineage: Eukaryota; Metazoa; Chordata; Mammalia; Rodentia; Muridae
Gene: Spata2
Product: spermatogenesis associated 2
Exons: 3
Coding region: 219-1763 (514 amino acids)
Biological process (GO): regulation of tumor necrosis factor-mediated signaling pathway; protein K63-linked deubiquitination; regulation of necroptotic process
Cellular component (GO): cytoplasm
Source: RefSeq, a predicted model, not a curated record